ACAUCUCUGCCAAUGCGUUGGGGAGACAACUGGCACAAACGUACAAUCCAUGGCAUCGUCAACAUGCCCAUCAUCAGCAGUUAUAGCUUGCUAGUUGUCAGACCAUGAGUCAGAAACUCCUUUCAAAGUUGAAUGUCUAUCUGUUGCACCAGGCAGUUCCAACUCGCUCUUUUGCUGAACGAUGGUGAGUUAUACUUCCUAGUGAGCACUGGAUCCCCGCUUUUUGAUGAACAUAUAGCCUUCGAAGAACCCCGUCUACCAUCAUUCCUCCGGUGUGCGGUCCGCACGCAGGCUGCGGGAGGAGUUGAUUUGCUUCUCAAAGUAUGAAGUGGCCUCUAUUUAAGAAGCUUCCUCGUUGUCCAAGAAUCUUGUAUUCAGCCACGAUACUCUUGGCUGACCUUGGGCUCAUUCUAACGACUCUCAUGGCACCACUUUGUGGCCGACGACUGUACUAUACGAUCAACGCUGUGGCUGGCCUCGCUAUCUUCUUGUCAGUCCCUUGGCGAUUGUUCUUGACGUCAAUCCUGACGUCCAAGUUCCCUGAUAGCUUCGGAUAUGAUCAGGGCAUGAUGGGUGGUGUGAACGUUGCACCGGACUACGUUCGAACGAUGAAGUUGGGCCACUCAACGUACAAGGGUCCCUCUGAAGGUUAUGUAGCCACUAUCACCCAGCCAACCCGGCAAGGCGGUAUUGUGAGCAUCUAUUAUUUUGGGACCCUUCUCGGUUGUCUAAUGGGUGGUAUCGUCGGAGACAGGAUCGGGCGUCUGAAGGGAAUGAUGCUCGCUAGCGGUUGGGUUCUUCUUGGAGCUGCACUGCAAGCUUCGGCUCAGAAUAUUGCAUGGAUGUGUUGUGCUCGUGUGAUUAACGGAAUCGGUACUGGGUGCCUCAACGCUAUCGUUCCGGUGUGGUCUGCGGAGGUUGCUACUCACACUUCUCGGGGUGCUUUCAUUGCGAGCGAAUUCACACUGAAUAUCUUUGGUGUCGUCGUGGCGUAUUGGCUAGAGUUCGGAAUGGGUUUUAUUGGAGAUGGUAACACUCAAGUCCGGUGGAGGUUCCCUAUCGCCUUCCAAAUUAUUCCGGUUCUAGGCUUCAUAGCAUGUUUGCCUUUCAUGCCUGAGUCACCUCGUUGGUUGGCUAAGGUAGGCAGAAAUGUAGAAGCCAGGGCUAUUCUCGGGCGUCUUCGAAGUGAGGAUGGUAACCCUGAGGCUGCUCGCGCUGUCGCCGAAUACGAGGAUAUCGUUGCUGUCGUAGCCCUCGAAAAGGAACAUGCGAAGCGCAACUCUUACAUAUCCAUGUUCUUCGGUCGUCAUGACGGAAGUCUCCACAUAGCGCGUCGCGUACAACUGUCUAUCUGGCUGCAAAUCAUCCAAGAAUGGGUUGGUAUCGCUGCCAUUACGGUCUACGCACCUACUAUCUUCUCUGAAGCCGGCUACGGCUCACGCAAAUCUCAAUGGCUAAGCGGUCUCAAUGAUAUUACCUACAUGUUGAGUACUCUCAUGGCCGUCGUCACAAUCGACCGCUGGGGACGACGCGUUGGUCUCUAUUGGGGUGCCAUCGGUCAAGGCAUUUCUCUCAUUCUUGCUGGAGCGUUCAGUCGUCUUCUCAAAGAUCAUCCUGAGAAAUCCGCCCAAUAUGGUGGUGCUGCGGCAUUCUUCGUAUUCUUGUACACUGCUGUGUUUGGUGCCACUUGGCUCACGAUCCCUUGGGUCUAUCCUACCGAGACAUUUCCUCUAGAGGUACGAGCUAAAGGUAACGCAUUUGGUGUCGUUGGUUGGUCCAUUGGCAAUGGGUGGCUCACUUUGUUGAAUCCUGUCAUGUUUUCACGAAUUGGCGAGAAUACACUCCACAUCUUCGGCGCAAUAAACUUUCUCAGCAUACCUAUGGUCUACGCUCUAUAUCCCGAAACCGCUAAUCGCACAUUAGAGGAGAUGGAUUUUUUGUUUGCAAGCGACAGCCCAUGGGUAUGGGAUGAGGAGGAGCACUUCCGGAAGCUUAAGGCUGAGAAUGCCCAGCUGAAUCACCUCGGUCAAAAAGACGCUGAUGGACUGCCCUCUCCUGCCCCUGAACUAGAAGAGAAGAACGUUGGUGAUAAGAAAUGAUGCGAUUUGUCUUUCUCACGUUUCUAGUCUCAUUCCCAGAUUGGAUGUGUUCGGCUUGACGACUCCUGUGCUCUUACGGAUUCUCACUGUAGAUUAUCCGUGUAUUCUGUAACGGGCCAUCCAAUAAACAAUCCCUGCAUUCACAGUG
This is a messenger RNA of Somion occarium, 2247 nucleotides long. Lineage: Eukaryota; Fungi; Basidiomycota; Agaricomycetes; Polyporales; Cerrenaceae. The record is from the annotation of a GenBank genome assembly.